CGCAGACGGGGCUGGUUGUCUCAACGCGAGCUCGUAGCCGUCGGUGGUCGCGGACUCUCCGGGGCUUCAUUUUCCCAGCGACAGCAGUAGGACAGCCCCCCACCACAGGCCGUCGCCAUGGCGAUGCAAGCGGCGAAACGCGCCAACAUCCGUCUGCCCCCUGAAGUCAACCGAAUUUUGUACAUCAGAAACUUGCCAUAUAAAAUCACAGCUGAAGAAAUGUAUGACAUUUUUGGAAAAUAUGGACCAAUUCGACAAAUCAGAGUGGGAAACACUCCUGAAACUAGAGGAACAGCCUAUGUUGUCUAUGAAGAUAUCUUUGAUGCCAAAAAUGCUUGCGAUCAUCUGUCAGGAUUCAAUGUGUGCAACAGAUACCUUGUUGUCUUGUACUAUAAUGCAAACAGGGCAUUCCAAAAGAUGGAUACAAAGAAGAAGGAAGAACAACUCAAACUGCUGAAGGAAAAAUAUGGAAUAAACACAGACCCACCAAAAUAAGACUCUUAACCUUCAUGAGCAUCUGGCUCUUUAGGACAUUUUUUAAAAAAAAUCUCAUCAGUGUCUCUAGACUAAUAUUCCCCUGAAAUUUAUAUGCCCAGUUUGAAGCACUGGUAUUUUUAGUUCUUAAGUUUGCUGCAUAAAGCCUCUGGAGAAUUACAGCUUCUGGAGGAAAUUAAGAUUAGUCACUUGGUACACUGCUGUUGAUAUUUUAUCACAGUUUAGAGGCUUGUGCAAAGUUUUAUGCAUCAUUAAUGUAAUCAUUUAACCAUUACCGUCAGGAGAACGUGUAAAAUAUUCUGGGGUUAUGCUGAAUUGCAUCUCUUAAAAACACUUUUAAAUAUUUUUUGUUGUCGUUUCUUUCUUCAUAAAGGUAUCUGUAUAAUUUGUCUUCUCCAAAUGGUGUACUGUAACAAAGAAUAAUUUGAUAGGCCUUGAAAGUACUAUAAACAGGAUAAUUUCAAGUUGCCACCUCCCAA
Messenger RNA from Elgaria multicarinata webbii, 974 nucleotides. RefSeq names its product splicing factor 3b subunit 6 (gene SF3B6). Gene Ontology annotation, cellular component: cytoplasm; nucleus. Lineage: Eukaryota; Metazoa; Chordata; Lepidosauria; Squamata; Anguidae. The coding region runs from base 118 to 495 and encodes 125 amino acids. The transcript is spliced from 4 exons. The record is from RefSeq and is a predicted model, not a curated record. Gene Ontology annotation, molecular function: mRNA binding.